Molecule: messenger RNA, 489 nt
Organism: Neoarthrinium moseri
Lineage: Eukaryota; Fungi; Ascomycota; Sordariomycetes; Amphisphaeriales; Apiosporaceae
Exons: 2
Coding region: 1-489 (162 amino acids)
Source: RefSeq, a predicted model, not a curated record
AUGAGAUUCUCUGCAGUUGGCCUCGUGGCUGUCGCACUUCCAUCGCUCGCCAUGGCGUCAUGGUCCCCCCUGUCCCUUUUCCAGAGAAACGUUCAGAAGAGAACUCUAGACCCAGCUACGUCCAACACCAAGGGUACAUGCCCCGGCAAAUACAACUGCUCCGCUUCCAAAGUCUCCAAAGCCAUUCAGGCAGCGGAAUGCUCCCACAAUACUAGAACCUCCGGUCAGACCUUUGCCGUCUUUGUGACCGACCACCAAUACGACUCAUCACACGGAGCGCCGUAUGGAACAUGUAGCGCAUACAGCUGUGCGGUGCCCACGAGUGCGGAGAUGACAGACUCAAAUGAGGAUUGCUGGACCUUUUUCUGGGAUGGCAGUGGUGAGAGUGAUGGCGAUGGUGCUGGGUGCAUCCGAUCACCGGAUGACGGUACUUGCGGCUGCGAGAACUCGGAUGGAACUUUCGUUCCUGGCGGCUCAGACUGCACAUAG